This is a messenger RNA of Cyanidioschyzon merolae strain 10D, 894 nucleotides long. RefSeq lists its product as hypothetical. The transcript has a single exon. Bases 1 to 894 code for a protein of 297 amino acids. Gene Ontology annotation, biological process: translation. The record is from RefSeq and is a predicted model, not a curated record. Lineage: Eukaryota; Rhodophyta; Bangiophyceae; Cyanidiales; Cyanidiaceae.
AUGCAGGGCUGGAUCGCUGUGCAACGAGCGGCGCUAGCCUCGGCUCGCGUGCAGCCUCAGGUUGCCAGUCGCGUUGCUAGAUCACUCCAAGAGUCGCGCUGGGGCCUACGCAACCAACAGCACCGGCAGGCAGCUCAGGCAGCGACUGUGCAGAAAGCGUCUGCAGCAGUGGAGCAGUCACCGGGGCCUCAGUGGUUGGCGCCUCUACACCCCGCACUCACUAGCCUGACGGGGAUGCUGCGACCGAACCGUGCCAGCUCGGCAAGGUCCCGAAACAGACACUCGAAAACCAUGAUCCCUGCGGUGAUUCAACGCUAUCAACAGCCUGACAUCUAUCUUAGUGUGCCGUUGGAGCCGCUCUAUGCGGACCUGCAUGUUUACCACCGCUGCGCUCGGAAUCGACGUAACUCACUGACGUUUUGCGGACCACUCUAUAACCUCAUUGUUUACACUGAUGAAGCGGCAUUAAGCGCUGUGCAAAACGGAUCAGCACAACCGAUCGACCACUGUUAUCGGGCUGUUCUACGACAGCUCCAAAUCGAUCCGGUGAACAUGCUGCCUAUUCAUGCGGGUUUUUAUGCCGUUGAUGUAUCGGGUGUACUGCACCCCCGUGGCUUUCGAAUGCGGCUGCCAGUUCGUCCGACCGAUCUGGAGGAAUGCACCGACCUUCAACUCGGGUUCGUGAACUGGAUCGUACGAGCCAUCGAUGUGUUCGUGGAGCGCGACGUGAUACCGCCUCCGUUUUUAGCAAUCAGUGUGGCGCGUAUGCAACUCGAAGAGCGGCGAUAUGGUCGGGAUAUUUGCUGUCCACCAGGUAUUCGUUUAGCACAUGGUAUCGAGGAUCUCCUCAUUCUCAAGCUGAAUCGCAGUGCACGCACUCGUUCCGGUUCCUAG